GAGGAAUAGGCUGCUUCCAUGUAACACAUAACACUUCGGAACAUUUUUAAUAAUUAACACCAAAUAAGCCUAAAAUGAGAGUCGUGAUUAAAAGCCACAAUAUUUGAAUUGUUUGGUGAAAGGUUCGGUUUCAUUGUUGACAGAACGAAAAUUGGCUUGGAUCAAAAUGUGUGCGGACCAAACUUGACCAAAUUCAUACACUGUGUUCACAAUGAUGAUCAAACACUCCAGGAUUUACUUCAUGUUUUACAUGCAGAUUCACAAGAAUCGUGAUACGUGAUACAAGGAUUUUAAGAUUUAGAGUAACACAUAAGAUGUUAUCCCAAUAUUCUAGAAAUUGGGUUCAAUUUCGAGGCGUAUGAUCGGAAGAUGGAGUUUAAAAGACAAUGGAUUUAAAAUUACUCAGGGAAUAUGGAUUAUUUUGUGUUGACGAUAAUUUGAACAAUACUAACAAGAUUUAUUAGCCUUGCUACAAAGACACUGAUCUGAACACAGGAAUAAUGAGUGGCCCAUAUGUACUGAGGGACAAACAUCCCAUGGAUAGAAGGAAUUCUAGUCCUAGCAUAAGAGGUCCUCAAUUGAAUCUGACUAAAAGUACAAGUUCUCCGGUAUCUCAAAGAAGAAAUACCAUCCAUUUUCAAGAUAGAAAUUCUAGUUAUAACAAUCAAGUUUAUAGUAAUUAUGGUCCUGUUGAACAGAAUCGAAGGAUGAUAAGUCAGACAGUAAGCAAUAUGUUCUAUGGUAUAGAUGAUGACAAUAUUAAUCAUAUGAGGACUGCAACUCCUGAUUUUAAUACAGGGACUAAAAGAACUGAUUGUUCAAUGAAAUAUGGUUCAGAAAUAAGCAACAAUAGUAGUGGACAACCACAGAGGACUAAUUACACUGAAAACUGUGUUGGGAAUAAAAGUUAUGCCUUUGAAACGGGAACUAGCAGCACAGUAAAUAAAGACAAAAAUGAGAAUUCGGAUCAUCCAAUAAGGAGCGCUGCCACCAGUGAUAAUUCAGACAUGGAUAAAAUAGUUUAUAUUGGAUCAAAAGCAUCAAAAGCAGGAUCUACAGGGAAACAAAGUCCCAUAUGGAUAAAAAGGAAAAGUAGUCCCGAUCUUCAGAUUACAAAUCCUCAGUUUGCUCGAAUCAGAGGUUUAGAAUUAGAGCGCAAUAGUCAGCAAAGGGAUGAUGGGAAUUUUAGUCCUAUUACAAGGGAUAGAAGUUACUCUAAUCCCGUCCCCGUGCGUCCGAGGAAUUAUAGUCCUAUAUCAAAAAGGAAUGAAAGUCCUAUACCUGGAUAUAGCCAUGAACAUGAGAUUGAGAGAAAAUGCUAUAGUCAUGAAUGGUCUCA
Messenger RNA from Owenia fusiformis, 1339 nucleotides. The record is from the annotation of a GenBank genome assembly. Lineage: Eukaryota; Metazoa; Annelida; Polychaeta; Sabellida; Oweniidae.